CGCCCAUCGCGCGGAAACAACUGCUUCGUGUGUCGAGGACAGAAGUGUCUCCAACUGCCGCCCGCCGACGCUUCUUCAUCUUGUCAUGUUCUCGGGAAAGGGCAGUUUGAUUCGAAGUCGGGUGUCCUCGCCGUUCCCAACGUCGACGGCCGCAUCGCUACCUGGCUCUGUGUUCCAUCAGUCGUUCGUUGCCGCGCUCGACACAGAGUCGCGCGUCCUCCAGGACGUGUUGUCGCUUCGUCCGCUCUCGGCGGCACUGGCAUAUGCCCCUGGACGGGCUGUGACGGUCCAUGCCGCCGAAUUCUUCAGUGAAUUGACCCAAGACAGUCCCGACCAUCCGUGGAUUCCGUCCCAUCGAGCCGUGGUUCACCUCGUCGACGUACUCCUCUCGUGCAUCGACCGCAUCAACCGGCACGAAGAAACAACUCAUGAUCUAUCCGAUUCACUGCGAAGCGCCGCAGAAGCCGCGGGAUAUGCCAUGGCACACACGAUGAUUCUGUCGCAUGUUCACACCCUUCUCCACCACGACGACGCCGCUGUGGACGCCGCCACCAUUCUCCUCACAAGUGUUCUUGCGUCGUCCAUGGAGUACGGCCACAUGCACCCUCUGCACAUCCAUCCCCUCGUCCCAUCCAACGGUGUCGUUGUGUUUUCAUCAUCGUCCUGGCCGUGCUCGACGUGCCACCGCGCGGCGCUCGUGAAAACCGACGUCGUGUAUCGAUGCGCCGGCUGCGACGUGAAUUUAUGCAAAGAAUGCUUUACUCGCGUCCCAGUACUACCAUCGUCUUCGUCCAGUGGCUUGUCAUCACCUUCCCUCCCGCGCCGCCAUUCCAGCGCCACGUCGCCUCCUCGCGUCCUCGACGGCCUCUGGACGCAUGCCCUCGACACGCUCUGCGCCGCGAACAUGCACAUCGUCGUGCUCGACGUCGCGCGCCUCCUCCGCUGCCGCGUGCUGGAACUUCCCUUGACCGCCGGCGCGCCGCUUCUGCCGCUGCUGACGAUUCUCCACGACAUGGUCGUGUCGUCCGCGUCGUUUUGUCAUGCGUUGGUCCAUUCAUCGCAGUGGCUGCCGGUGGUCAUAACAGGAAAGGCCAUGGAAAUGUCUUCGUUUCUCGGCCCGUUCUUUCGGCACACGAGCUUUCCGGACGACGUCGUGCCCGGCGACUGCCUCUGCGGUCCGGCAGCCGACAAGUCGGGGGCCCGCGCGACCCUCGAUGCCGUCCAGUCGCUCCACGCGGCGGUCGUGCGCGCGUUGUGCCAACAUGGCGGGGCCGUCGCCGAAGCCACCAGGUGCUGGGUCGCGUGCACCGUCGACGCCAACGGCGUGCGUCGCCGCCUCGGCCACUCGCCGAUCGAAUGCGCGUCCGACGGGUUUCUCAUUAACGUCGCUGCGAUGGCAUGUCAAGUCGCCAAGCAACAAGUGCCCGACGAGAUGCGAGUGGACGUGACGUGGCACAUGGACCGGCCGGGGCGGCUCGCGAUGGGCGACCUCGCGCGCGUCCUGCCCAAGCGCGGAGCCGACCUAUCGACAACCAAAAGUUCCACCGACGACAGGGGGGAGAGUUUGCUGUUUUACCCCCACUACGACGGCCAUGCCGGAGUCGUGUGCGACCACUGCCAAGACAAAGACUUUGUGGGCGUUCGGUACAAAUGUAUCCACUGCGACGACUUUGACUUGUGCUCUGCGUGCUAUGACCAUGCCGUCGUCGGUUUGAUUCACGAACCCUUGCGCGACCUACCCCACCCCCCCACGCACAUGUUUCUAAGAUUGAGCAUCCCGCUGCCCCAAGUCACGACGUGGUCGUUUCGAAAGCGACCGGCCGUGGACCUGCACGAAGCCGCCACCGCGAGCUGCUGCGACGGAUGCCGUGGGCAUGGGGGGGGCUCGUCGAGUGCUCGGUCGGGCCUGUACCAAUGUAGUCAGUGCGACCGCCGUGCAUGUUUGGCCUGCGUCGACGCCGAAGAACGCGCCGCCGCCGGCAAUCCCCACCGGUUGCAUGCCCCGGGACACCAUUACGUGGACACGACACGUGUGCCCGUGCCCCCGUCGGCGUGUCGGCUCUACCAAAGCCUGUACCCGCCCCAGUUUUUACCCCCCCGAGCCGACCAGCCCGAUCUGUGGUGGUACGUUGCGAUGAAGAGUCUGCACGUCGGCCCUGUGCUCACGCUCAUGCGAUACGUGUCGGUGCACCGCGAGCACACGCAGUUGAAAGCGCUCAACAACGUGGAAACCCGCUCGAGGCAGCAAAGCCAAAGCAGCGGCGGGGGUAGCGGCGGCGGUGGCGGCGGACGGCGGUCCACGCGGUCGACCCACCACCACCACCACGCCGCCACGAUGAACGCGACCCGCGUCGACGAACUGAUCAAGACCAAGAGCGCCAUGGAGGUGCAGUUGUUUUCGCCGUCGUUUCUCCACCUCGUGUUUGGGUAUUACACCCGCGUGGCGCGGUGGCUUCUGCAUUUGAUCGCGCAACCCGACGACGAGAAUGACUUGGCACUAGCGUACGCGAUGGUUCCGGAAACGGUGCUGUGCAACCUGGCCGACGUGUUGUAUGUCGUGGGCGUCCACCCGUGCGACGGCGUGGACUGGGCACCUAAAGCCAUGGAACCGCUGGUAUCGCUCCUGUUUACGCUCGUGGGCGCGCAGUGUCUGACCAACUCGCCGCACGUUCGUGUGCAACUCGUCCGAGCGUUGCUGUCGCUGGCCCCACUCAAGUCCCCCGCGUCGACUGCCCAGAGUCCCGCGUUGGUGCUGUACGACGUGCUGGCCCUGCGCCCGACGCUGCGGCGGUCGGCUGUGCACAGUCUGCUGCGUUUUCACAAAGAUCUGGACCACUACAGCAACAGCACGGGGGGUGACUCGUCGUGGGGGCUACUUCCGGCGCGGUUGUCGGCGUUGUUGCUGCUUCGGUGGCUAUGGAACGCCCCUUGUCCGUCGUCGUCGAACGAGGCAGACGUCGACUGGGCCGGCGGCCACCACGGCAUGGGGCUCCUCUUCAGCGGCGCCCUCCAUGACAUCACCCGCCUCCUAGACGAAGCCACGUCCAAGGUGCUCGCGAUGCGCCGAAUCCAGGAGCUCCAGGACAGCCCCACGUCCACCACGGGCGCGUACUUUCAGCCGGCCAUGAUGCAGUCGUAUAUGGCGCUGCACUUCAACAAAGCUCGAACGACGUUUCGCGUGUUGAUCGAAUGCCUCGAGCUCGUCGCGUGGAUCGUGGCCGAGCCGUCGCUUCGUGCCGUUCUGUGUCGGCGGUCGCUGGUGGACCAAACAGCGUCGACGCUGUCGUUUGUAGUCGCGACGCUCGAGACGCACCUCCAUCCGUCCAAGUGGGGCUUCUCGGCGGAAAUCUACCAGGACGGCAUGCUCGCGCUCGCCGAGGCGCUGCUUGUGGUCGUCCGGUGCGCCGGGCUGCAUCACUCGUGCCCCGAAGCGUCGGCGUGGAAACUAUCCAACUACGCAGGCAUCCUCAUGGAGGAAAAGAUUGGCGACUUGGACGUGCACCAGCGGUGGAAACUGAGCUCGUGCUUGUUUCGUCUGGAAAAAGACGCGGCAGCGGCUCGGGGGAUGGCGGCGGCGCAAAGCAUUCCGCCACCACCGCCGCCACUCGACCGAGACGUUGGUAGUGACAACGAGCCGGACGAAGAGUCGGCUGACCGCGCCUUGGCGGCGCUAGAGGCCAAAGCCGGCGAGGACCGGAGCCUCGAAGACGCGAGUCGGGUGGAGCGGCAGCUCGCGGCGCGAUUUGUGUCGGCGUUGGCGGCGGACGGUCGAUUCGAGUCGGUGCGGUUCCGACGGGCCGCGGUGCUUCUGCGGUCGGACCCGUCGCUCACGAGCGUGUGGCGGGAGAAAUUCCUUCAAGUGGUGGACCAUACCGAGCAAGUGAUGGCGCUGCACGAGCAAAUGGACGCGCGCCUUGGCGCCGUGCCGGACGAGUAUCUGGACCCGAUUCUCAAUACGCUGAUGCUGCACCCGGUGCAGCUGCCGUCCGGGCACAUUGUGGACCGGUCGAUGAUCGAGCGUCAUUUGCUGUCGGCCAGCGUAAACCCGUUUAGCCGCGAGCCGUUGACGGUGGAGAUGCUGAGGCCGUGCCCGGAGCUGCAGCACACAAUCGCUCGGUUUGUGCGGUCGAAACUGAGACAGGACAACUCGAUUGGUAUGAUGGCAGACCAAGAAGCAUGGGGGCUCGGAUGGGAAUGUCUGUUUGAAGGCACGAGUUUGCCUAACGAUUAAUAAUAAUAUCAGUGACCAGUUGUUGCUUCCCUC
Molecule: messenger RNA, 4264 nt
Organism: Aphanomyces astaci
Lineage: Eukaryota; Oomycota; Saprolegniomycetes; Saprolegniales; Verrucalvaceae
Exons: 1
Coding region: 86-4231 (1381 amino acids)
Biological process (GO): protein polyubiquitination
Cellular component (GO): nucleus; cytoplasm; ubiquitin ligase complex
Molecular function (GO): ubiquitin-ubiquitin ligase activity; zinc ion binding
Source: RefSeq, a predicted model, not a curated record